AGUUCAUGUCAUCGUUGUCAUAGUGAUAUGGGUGUUAUUUAGUUCUCUAUUAAGAAUCUUUUUUUAACACUAACAAGAAUUCUACCAACGAUUCUGUUUGCAAUAACAUGGCAAAAGCUACUACAAUUAAAGAAGCGUUAAAACGUUGGGAAGAUCAAAAUAAACAAAACUCGACGGAAGUGAAAGAAAUCAACCUGCAAUUUCAGUGGCCGCCAAUUGAAAAGAUGGACGCAACCUUAUCAACAUUAGUCAAAUGCGAGAAAUUGAGUCUAUCAACCAAUAUGAUUGAAAAGAUUACAGGAAUAAAUGGGAUGAAAAAUUUACGUGUUCUAUCGUUGGGUCGCAAUUACGUGAAAUCGUUUACCGGAUUGGAGGGCGUUGCUGAUACCCUCGAAGAGCUGUGGAUGAGCUAUAAUUUGAUCGAAAAGCUAAAAGGCAUCAAUGUGUUAAAAAAACUUCGUGUUCUCUACAUCAGUAAUAAUUUGAUAAAGGACUGGACCGAAUUUGCUCGACUUCAAGAAUUGCCUUCUUUAGAAAAUUUAUUGUUUACGGGAAAUCCGUUGCAUGAAAGUUAUACGGACGAAGCGACUUACCGUGCCGAAGUAAUUAAGCGUUUACCAUCACUUAAAAAAUUAGACGGAGAAUUAGUGGUGAGCGAUGUAGAUUCGCAAUUUGCACAAGCACAAGCUCAACAAUCGGCAACAAAUCCAACAAAUCCAGCUGAAUAAUUUAUGUUUUAUCAAGUAUAUUUAUUAUUAACAUUUUAAAAAGUGCUUGCUUUCAUUCUUAUGCAUAGUUUUCAGUUUUAAUGUCAUUUAGACCUAAUUCUUCAUUAUGUUCAAAUGUUCGUUCGUAUUUUUCAAUUGUUAAUCGUUCGUCUAGACUGCCAUCAUCGGUUAAUGCUUGUACAUAGCUAUUGCCAGCUGGGUCAUCCAAAAUGAUAGUCACUGUACGUUUUCCGCUCAUAAUGUCUUGCAAUGUUUCUGCAAACCUAUUUUAAAAUAGAUUUAAAUGUUUUUUUUUCUUCAAUAAAAUGAAUAGCCAUUUAAAUA
Messenger RNA from Contarinia nasturtii (swede midge), 1052 nucleotides. RefSeq names its product dynein light chain 1, axonemal (gene ODA-Dnal1). The record is from RefSeq and is a predicted model, not a curated record. Gene Ontology annotation, molecular function: protein kinase binding. Gene Ontology annotation, cellular component: cytoplasm. The coding region runs from base 108 to 728 and encodes 206 amino acids. NCBI's taxonomy places the organism in Eukaryota, Metazoa, Arthropoda, Insecta, Diptera, Cecidomyiidae. The transcript is spliced from 5 exons.